AACUUAUUACGACAGAUGGCCGGCUCGGGAAGGCGGGAGCUCGGCCCGGAGAGAUCGACCUCCGAAAUGCGCCCGAGAUCGCAUUCUUUCGGCGACGCGGGCGCAUUCCACUGCGCGCCGAGCUGCGCGCUGCGUCAGUCGACGCGCGCCCUUUUGGGGGUUAAGAUGUGUCCGUCGCGGUCGCUCAAAAUGUGGUCCCAGCCACCCGUUCCCGAGCUUGAACCCUUCCGAGAGCGCGCGGCCACGGUCAGCGCCUGGUGCAAAGGCUGCUUCGGCAACCAAGUAGCCAAGAUGGUCCGCGAGCCGGAAUACGGCGUCCGCGUCGAUCCUACGUCCACCCGGCCGGCCGGCUUACGCGUGCGCGACGAACCACAGUACCAAAACUUGGAGGAACUCCGCAAGCGUCCCGAGUACGCUAAUCUAGACGAGAUCAGUCGCGAGUUCGGUUACCGCCUCUGCCCUGAAGGACAGAAUUUAGAGGAUGAGGCGAUCUAUGAAAACAUUUUGUCGGUGCGUCAGAUCCGAUCUGCGGAAGUGAGAUUAGUGCCGGUGUCUGAAGUGCCGUUUUAUGAAGGACAAGGAUAUGUGGCUACGCAGGUCCUGAGCAGGAAUGGGACUUUUCCGCAGUGUCCACCCCACACUUGGAGCCGGCUGCACCAUGCUGUCCGGCACACUGGAUCCUUGAGGGUCUUUACUGCGAAGAAGGAGAUGUACGAUGUGAAAAAGCAGAGGCUGUGUUUGGCGCAAGACGAGUACAAACAUUUGAACAAUGCCCUGUCUACGCUGGCGGCCUCUCGGACGAGCUUAUGCUCAUCCACGACCUCCGUGACGACGACGUCCACCACGUCUCGUCACGACCCGGACCUGCUCCGGUCAGAAGUGACGCAGGCAAGAGGGCGCGUCGCGCAGCUGAGGAAAGAGUUGAGGCAGGCGAGAGCUGAGGUCGCCUGCGCGAGGAGGGGUGUGGAUACGCUUGCUGAAGUGGAACAAAAGCUAAGCGCCCAACAAGGAUGCUACAACAUCACCGAAGCUCAGGCAAUCAUGACUGAGCUUAAAAACAUCCAAAAAUCCCUCACCUCAGGAGAGAAAGAGAGAGCAGACCUCAUGCAAUCCCUAGCCAAACUCAAGGAUGACUUGACGAGAUUACAACUCGGAGAUGCCUCUCCAGACCUUUCAACCUUAAGCCUUCCUCAAGAGAAACUUAGCACUGCCUCACAAACAGACUUAUGCGCAGACCUAGUACCAAUAGGUACACGAUUAGCAGAAAUGGCAAGAGUACGCCUACAAUAUGACGAAGCUAGAAAAAGAAUACAACAGAUCCAACAACAAUUAGCAGAUUUAGAGGACAAAGUCCAACCCGGUCAAGCGGAGUCUGACAAAGACCGCUUGCUACUAUUCCAAGAGAAAGAACAGCUACUUAGAGAACUUAGAAGUAUAACCCCUAGAACACGAUCCAAACAGGAAAUGACUGACAUACAAAUUGAGUGUAAAAGAUUAGAGCAGGACUUGAAAAAUGCCUUUGAGAUGUCAAAUAAGUGUAUAGCGGAUCGGUUGAGGCUACAUGAAGAAAAACAACUGCUGCUUCAACAACUAAAAGAUGCUCUAACGUCAAUGACGACUUUGGAAGGGCAGUUGAAGACUUUAUCAGCAAGUACACUGUCGGUUUCGAGUAGUUCGAGCCUCGGGUCUCUUUCUACGGCCAGUAGCAAAGGAUCUUUGAGCUCUGGAAUCAGUUUUACUGAUAUAUAUGGGGGUUCGCAGAUCGCUAGCUCAUUCCAGGCAGAUAAGCCUAUUGAUAUGGUUGACCUGCAUAGAAGAGUUGAGAGAUUACUCCGCGGAUCAAGCUACACGGCCGAAAGCGCGACGCCCGGAGCCGGCAGCGGCUCCCAACCCUCGCUCUCACCACGCAGCAGCCUCUCCUCCGCCAGCCCUCCACCCCCUCCCCCGUCAUACAGCCAGGUGGAGAUGCAGAGGCGCCAACAGAGGGAGCUGGAGGAAAAGCUAGCGGAGAUGAGGAUAGGCGUCGCUGGACUUAAUGAGAUCACAGGCCUUGCGACAAUACCAGUACAACUGCAAGGCCCGGGCCGGCCUUGUGAGCCGCUGUCGCCAAUAUCAGAGACUCCGCCACCGCCGCUCUCGCCCAGGACUCCCUCUUCUAGUGGUACAAACACUAGAUCAGUGUCGGCAGCAGUAAGCGACGAGUCGGUGGCUGGAGAUUCUGGUGUGUUUGAGGCGGCGCAAGCAGGUGAUGCCAGCGCAGUGAACAGUACGCAAAUUGAAAUCAAAUUGCGCUACUGUAUUGAGGACAGCGCGCUGGAGAUCAGCAUACUGCGGGCACGGAACCUCAAUGCACUUUUCAUUGAUGUUGGCACUGAAGUUGCGGUGCUAGGCGCUUUAGUAAUCGGCGGUGGAACGUGCGGCAUCACGUUCAGCAGCGCGUCACUGCCGUGGCGCGGCACUACGCUUGCGUGGCGUCACGUGGCGAGAGCCAGUGUGGCGGGCACCCGCGCUCUAAGGGCUGCCACGUUGCAAGUCAAUCUCGUGUGCCGGGCUGAAUGCUUGGGUUGCGCCCAAGUGAGUCUAGCGGAUUUCGACCCCGACGCGGUGUCCCAGAAAUGGUACAACGUGUUGAGCUUCAGAUGUAUGAGGAGAGAUGAGAGCUCGGAUGAAUCCACGGUUAUAUCUUCGCAGACUUCUACUCUCACUAGGAAUAGAGGUCCAGAGAGUAUGACCGGUGCGGAGUGCAACGUGGAUUGCGGAGAAAACUCAGCCUCUGAAGAUGAGGAGUCUAGGGAACCGCUCAAUCAGAUAGUAGAAGAGGAUUCCCUAGAAGACUACAUUCCUGAAGACGAGCUAGCGUUAGAAGAGGAGUACCUACACCCGUCCACGGCCGAGAAAGAGACGAACACUGAGUGCAAUUUCUGUCCGGAGGGAGCGAGACAGCUGCAUAGGAGAAAAAGUCCACAAGUAAGCGCCACUCUGGAGGAGCCACUGGCAACGAUCAAGAGGUCUCAGACCUUCUCGCCGCAGCCGCAAAGCAUCGGCAACAGGCAGUAUAUUUGCAGACUAAACCGCUCGGAAUCUGACUCAUCUAUGGCGUCCCGAGCUCGUCGCGCCGCCCCCCCGCCCACCGCCGGCAUCCCCUUCGACCGCAGCGUGCGCGAGCGCCGCUCUCUCAGAUGGGGCCGCGUGGCAGGCGGCGCGGCGCGGCGCACGCGCACGCGCAGUGCACGCACGUCGCUAGAUCUCGCUCUGGAUCUCAGCGCACAAAACACCAAGCUCGCUGACCUGAGGACCGAGAUCGCCCAUCUGAGCCAGCUUAAAAGGAGACUGGAAGAGGCUUGCGCCCGCGGCGACCCGGCCAUCGCGUCGUGGGUGGCGGAGGACGACACGCUGCGCCGCCUCGUGGCGCCCGCCGAGCCCGGCGAGCGCGCCGCCAAGCUGCUGCACCGCACGUGCCGCGAGAUCUACCGGCUCAGGAAGUCGCGCCAGGGCGGCCGUCGGCCCGACCUCGUCACCUUCAAAGAAAAAAUGGCCUUCUUCACCCGCCCGAAAUCAACCGUGCCGGUCCUAGACGGGGAAGCCGAAGAGAUCUCAGAGGACGAGUGGGAAGACGAGCUGGAAGAACGCCGCACCCCCGACGGACGCUCCUCCAAGACCUCUUACGAACUCCGUCGAGACCAUCGUUGCAACGAAGUGAGGGAAGAAAAAACGGAAAAAUUGGAAGAAGCGGCGAAAGACACUGAAGAAGUAGUCGAAUGCAAGAACCCCUGCCUGAAACGGCUAGAAGCGGUCCAGGACCAGGAAAAGACUGAAGAAGAUAGGUAUGAAUUUGUUGUAGAUCGAGUUUUAGGUGUUCAAGUCUGAAUGUAUGGAUCGGUAAGUGUAUAUUGAUUUAGACGGUCCAGAAUGGAUGUGUUUUUAAGAGUGACCCCACAGUAGCGUCUGUCGAGCGUCUGCGUCUAGUCAUCUAUAUGGGUGCUGCUCGACGCAACGUUGGCGCAACUGCGCAGCGACGCCAUUUUCCAUAGCGCUGACUAGAUGCCGACGCUCUAAAGACGCUAGUGUGUGGUGGCGUUGAGGGUAUUCAAAUUCGUAUUAUUUAAUGCAACGUUUAAAUUAUUUCAAAAUGGAUUUUAUGGUUGCAUUAAAUAAUCAGUUGAGCCUUGAGUUAUAGGAAAGAUCUUCGAAAGUUAGGGCACCAUAUAAAAAUAAUAAUAUUGCAAAUUUGUUCUGUGAUUAAUAUUGCCUAUUGAGAUUUCUGGAAUGAAGACUGACGAAAGAUAAGCUAUUAUGUAUUAUUAUUGGAAAUCUAAUUAUAUAUAAACAAACAUAUGCGUUUGUCCACAUGAAAAGUGGCUUUAAGUUUGCACUGUAAUGUCUUUCGCCAUAGGGACGGACACACAUUUCUAAAUAAUAUCGUGCAAAGUAGAGUGCCAUACAGAUGAAUCUUGAAGAAAAUAUGUAUGUAUAAUUCCUAUACCUUUAGAUUCCAUUGGUAUAAAAGGAAAUAAGUUAAUGUAUUUUACAUCAAUAGAGUCUAAUCGUAUGUAUAUUUAAAUGGACCUUAUGUAUUGUACAAAAUCGUGCCUUAUUAUUGGUGCCUUGGGAGACUUGUGCCAUAGAAAGGCAUUGUGGGGGUACAAAUAGUUGUAUGGAGAGUCACAAAAUAUAUGCCAAACAUUUUAAUGUAAUUAGACGGUAUACGGCGGUUAUGCGACUAUUUCAUUUUGUAAAUACGUAAUGUCUUGAAGCGACGGCCCACCGAAAUAGUUUGCUGACUAUUGAAUGAUAUAGGUAGUUUUCCACCGAAAUAUACACAGUGGAUGAUUAGAAGUAGGGGUUAUUCGUGCUUGCGUGACAGAUUCUUACAUUUAUUGCACUCAAAUGGUGGUUUAUAAUUAUAACCUACUUUUCUUUGUUCACUAUGUAAUAUGAUUUGAUAGGCCAAAAAUGCUUUUGUAAAUACAGGCUGCAUAUUUGUUAACAUUUCGCUUCCCUUGGUUUAAAUGCUGCAGUGAAAAGUUUGGACAGACGUACCUUUAAUUUUAUAAAUGAGAAACAUUUCAGUUUUAUUUUGAAAUCUAAAACAUACAUUGCCAUUUGAGAAUUAAUUUGUAACAGAUAAAGGGCGUCCGCUGACGUGGGCGGGUGCACGGAGCGGGGCGCACGCACGUGAGUGCCAUUUUAGGUAAAAUCCGGCACAGUGAGCGUUGCUCAUAUUAUUUCUCUCGCCCGUUUCGUGCAACCGCGCCAGCUACCGGAUGCCCCUUAAACUUAAUUAUUUAUUAAUGUAAUUUUGUUUUAACAAGAGAAGCGAUUUGUCUUUGGAACUUGCCGAGUGGACGCGUUUCUACGUGCAAUAUUGAACGUAAAUUUUAUAUUUUAUUUUAUUCCACUUUUUAUUUUAUACUGAGAUCUGACUCACACUGAGCGUUUUUAUUUAAAUUAAAUUUUAAACUUGAAAUUGAAACGUAGAUUAUUGUAAUUUAUCAAUUAGGUAACUUACUUUUAUUUGUACAUUUUGUAUUAUAGUAGUUGUAAUUUUGUAAAUAGUCUGAGAGUAAAUACUUCAAGAAUUUGCAUAUCUGUAUUUAGUGGUUUAUGAAAUAUAAUUUUAAUUGUUAGCAAUAUUAUUCGAUGUUAAGUAUUUUUUAUAACAUUAGUCUUCUAGAUCUAGUAGUAAUGUAAUUAUUACAUUUUUGUAAAAAAUGUAUAUUUUAUAUAAACAUUUACGCGGAGUUUUAUACAUACUUUUGUAUUUGUUACGCAGGUGAAUUUGGAUUUGCCAAAUUAACAUAAUUAAGUCUUGUUUUAAUUCUUCCAUUACAGAAAGGGUUGAUUAUAUUUUGUAGAAGCUGACGCAGGUCGAUAUCGGAAGUGAAAAUAUAAAUGAUAAAUUAAUA
This is a messenger RNA of Cydia strobilella, 5906 nucleotides long. RefSeq names its product protein kibra (gene kibra). Gene Ontology annotation, molecular function: kinase binding; molecular adaptor activity. The record is from RefSeq and is a predicted model, not a curated record. Gene Ontology annotation, biological process: cell migration; regulation of hippo signaling; negative regulation of organ growth. Gene Ontology annotation, cellular component: cytoplasm. Bases 16 to 3867 code for a protein of 1283 amino acids. The transcript is spliced from 17 exons. Lineage: Eukaryota; Metazoa; Arthropoda; Insecta; Lepidoptera; Tortricidae.